Messenger RNA from Iphiclides podalirius (scarce swallowtail), 198 nucleotides. The record is from the annotation of a GenBank genome assembly. NCBI's taxonomy places the organism in Eukaryota, Metazoa, Arthropoda, Insecta, Lepidoptera, Papilionidae.
AUGCUGAGACGACAACAAUUUCUUCCAGUAAAGCUGCUACAAAACAAAACGAAGACUGUUGCUUGGAGCAAGGAGCGCGCCUUAUGUUACAGCAUGUACCUGGAAAAAGCCGUGAGCUUGGAGCAAGGAGCACGCCUUAUAUUACAGGAUGUAACUGGAGAAUGCCGUGAGCCUGGAGGCGAGGCGGUGACCAUGAAG